This is a messenger RNA of Podarcis muralis (Common wall lizard), 4269 nucleotides long. It is a transcript of the gene RHPN2, whose product is annotated as rhophilin Rho GTPase binding protein 2. Gene Ontology annotation, biological process: negative regulation of stress fiber assembly; signal transduction. The record is from RefSeq and is a predicted model, not a curated record. Gene Ontology annotation, molecular function: protein binding. NCBI's taxonomy places the organism in Eukaryota, Metazoa, Chordata, Lepidosauria, Squamata, Lacertidae.
GAGGAACCGACGGGGCGCCUCUCCUGCUGCUGCUGACCCCACACCGUCGGCUUAUCGGCAACGGUUGCACAGAAAACGCCAUAGCGACUACACAACCACCACAACGCCAGCCAGCAGGACUCUUUUAUAACGACGGACAAUAGCAUGGAUUUUUUCUUUCUUUCCUUGUUUUAUUUUACCCGCCCCCUCACCCUAAGGUGCCCCAAGGCAGGUUGCAACCAUAGCUGUCAACAUUUCCCGUUUCUUGCGAGGAAUCCUAUUCGGAAUAAGGGAAUUUCCCUUAAAAAGGAAACGUUGACAACUAUGGUUGCAACGUCGAAACACAAUAUUAUAGCCGGGAACAACUUCCGAUCAUAACUUAAUAAUAACAACAACAAGGAUAAGGACAAGGAGCCUUCUUCCUGAUUUGCCCGUGGAGUGUUUAUACCGCACCUCAACUCCUUGUUCCUCAUUCAUUCACCUACACUUUUCAGUGCCUUUCCUCCUCACUUUUCAAGCUGUAAAACAUUACUUUAUUUUUUAACAAGUGGAUUUUUUACGCCAGGGGGAGGGAGCACUGCCAUUCACUGUAACUGUGCCCGCCUAAAUAUCCAGCACGUGCUUGAUUCCCUCCUGCAAACUGCUAACAGUCUGGAGGCAACCUGGUUCUUCAGAAUUCAGGAGGACACAAAUAGUGUCGCUUGGGGAGUUGCGGAAUUGGGUUCCUGGCUGGUGUUUCCCCUAAGUUUUACAUGGCAAAUCGGCUGCUUGAAUCUGCGUCACUUUCGGUAAAAACUCUCCUUGGCGCAUCAGCUGAGGAGCCUCCCUCUGCCUGCUGUUAGGGAGAGGAAAGCUGCCGCUCCCUGCACACCCCGAGGUGUCUCUGUUGACUCUCGGAAGGGCUGGCUCAGCUGUCCUGAUAGCGCCGUUGCUAGGAGCGGACUCCGCCUGGCUCCACAAAUACACAGGAGAUCCGAGGAGGCGGUCCCUCCGUCCCUUCCUCCCUCACCCCACCCCGAUCUCCCGUGGGCUUCCCCAGGUAGAGGAGGAGCGACGGAAGGCGAGGGGAUCGAGAGUGCAGCCGGGAUCCGGGCUCUCUCAGACAGACAUUCAUCGCCUGGACGGUGCGCAGCGCAGCGCCGGUGAGCCAGACUCCGCGAGCAAGGCGAGCGCAGCGACUCUCGUCUCUUAUCGCAGGGCGAGGUGGGAAUUACCCCGGACUCUGCUGCUCUGGCGAUGACGGACGCGUUGUUGCCCUCGGGCUGCCGGGCGGCGGACCAGAGGGGAGACUGCUACUUUCGAAAGGGAUGCAACCCUCUUGCGGAGACUGGACGGAGCAAACUGCAGAACCAAAGAGCAGUCCUCAACCAGCAGAUACUGAAGGCGGUGAGGAUGAGAGCUGGCGCUGAAAACCUCCUCCGGGCGACAACCAGCAACAAGGUGCGCGAGCAGGUGCUACUGGAACUCAGCUUCGUCAACUCAGACCUGCAGAUCCUUAAGGAGGAGUUGGAAGGACUCAACAUCUCUGUUGAGGUUUACCAGAACACAGAGGAGGCUUUUAGCAUUCCUCUGAUACCACUUGGCUUGAAAGAGACCAAAGAGGUUGACUUCGCAGUUCCUUUGAAGGACUUUAUUCUGGAACACUACAGUGAAGAAGGUUCUGAAUAUGAAAAUGAAAUUGCUGAUCUUAUGGACUUAAGACAAGCCUGCCGUACCCCCAGCAGAGAUGAAUCGGGAGUUGAGAUGUUGAUGAGCUAUUUUGUUCAGCUUGGCUUUGUAGAGAAUAGAUUUUUUCCGCCAAGCAGACACCUGGGGAUUUUAUUUACCUGGUACGACUCUUUCACUGGUGUUCCCGUCUGCCAGAAGAACCUGUUGCUGGAAAAAGCUAGUAUUCUGUUCAACAUCGGAGCCCUCUACACCCAGAUUGGCACAAGGUGCCAUCAGCAGACGCAGGCUGGGCUUCAAAAGGCCAUUGAAGCCUUUCAGAAAGCAGCAGGAGUUUUAAAUUACCUAAAAGAGACUUUUACUCACACUCCAAGUUACGACAUGAGCCCUGCCAUGCUGAGUGUGCUGGUCAAGAUGAUGUUGGCUCAGGCUCAGGAAUGUGACUUUGAGCAGAUUUGCCUUCCCGGAAUACAAAAUGAAUUUUUCACGCUUGUGAAAAUGGCCCAGGAAGUGGCAAAGGUUGGAGAAACAUACAUGCUUGUUAACACAGCAAUGAGUCAAGCACCAGUCAAGGAGAACAUCCCUUAUUCCUGGUCAAAACUGGCUCAAGUCAAAUCAGACCAUUUCAGAGCGUUGGCACAUUAUUUUGUUGCAACAAUUUUGAGUGACCACCAACUGCGCCAGAAUGAUGACGAAGACCAACAGGAAAAGGCUUUUUCCCAGCUGUAUGACCACAUGCCGGAAGGACUGACCCCCUUGGCUGUUUUGCGGGACCGAGUUCAGCGGAAACAACUUGCAAAAGCCCACCUGCGGAGAGCCAUUGUUCAUCAUGAAGAAGCCUUGAGGGUUUGUGGCUUGUGCAAAAAGCUCCGGAAUAUUGAGGUGCUCCAGGAAAUCCUGUCAGUUGCCCACAAGCGGUCCCUUCUCAAAUAUUCACAGCAGGAGCAGGAAGAUGACUUUUCGAGUUUGCUGCAGGCUCCAGAUAUCCUCCCUAAGACAGACCAUAAAAUAGAAGCGGUUGCUCCUCUGUUCUCCAAGGUCAAAGUCAAAGACUUCUUUGAGAGGCUGGGUCCGCUGACGGUCUUUUCAGCAAAGCAGAGGUGGACUGCUCCUCGCACUGUCCGUUUCCAGUGUGAAGCUGAGGGUCUGGGGUUUACCCUGAAAGGAGGACCCCCAGUGCAUGUUUACUGCCUGGAUCCAGGUUGCCCUGCAUCAUUGGCAGGUCUGAAAGAAGGAGACUGUGUCGUUUCCAUUGAAGGCGUGGAUUGCAAAUGGCUGGGAGUGAGUGAGGUCUUGGAAAAAUUGAGAAAUGUCAGCAGGCAGGAGACUGAGAUCCAGGUCAUCAGCUGCCAAGAUAACACAGUGUCCAUGCAUAACAAAAGUGCAACUUAUUCUGCAGGAAUGCAGAAAACAUACUCUCUGAUUUGUUUGGCUAUGGAAGAAGAUAAAAUAGAUAAGACCAAGAAGGUGACUCCUAAACUUUCCUUUUUGAGUUGGGGAACAAAGAACAGAAAAAAAGCAGCCAGCACACUUUGCCUGCCUUCCGCUGUGCCUGGAAGCACCCCAACCAAGAAGAAACUUGUCUCGCCUUUCACACUCUUGAGUACGGACAGCUCCUUGUACUAGGACUUGAAAAGAGAGGCUUAUUCUUGAUGGAAAGGUUCCCUGAAUGCAUGUGCCAUAAAUCUGAAAUGUAGCCCUUUUGUGAAUCUGGAGUAAGCCCAGAGUUACGGCACUGCCAGCUCACAUCUGGCCCACCCAACAUGGUUUUUAAGGAUCCUGCGCUGCCACUGUUGGAGAAGCACAGCAUUGUCAUCAGGAGAGAUUUGGGAGUCCUUUCGCUUGAAAAGAAAAUGACGUAUGUUGCUACCAGACUACAUGUGAGAUUCCUGUCUGGGUUUCUGUCCUAGUUAUUAUUUGUCCUGCAAAACUAUAGACAAAGUUGUUUAUAGCAUGCAGUAUAAGCUGCAAAGACUUAUGAAGGAUUUUUAAAAAUGUUGUUGUAUAUAGCAGGGGCAAGUUCAUGACACGAUACCGGUGAUGAACAGCAAUUUUAAACGAAGGCUGAUUGAAUGUCCGCUUUAGACUGGCAGACAAAGGAAAACAAUUGCUUGCAAAAAUGCCAUAGAGUUAGGGGCAGUUCUCCUGUCACUGUACAUUGAUGUGGAGCCACUGAAGUCCAGCAAAGAUUACAGGGGAGACUGAUGUGGUGGGAGCCUAUGGCCCUCUAGAUAAUCUCUGAUCAUAAUCCCUAAUCACUGGCCAAGCUAGUGGAAACAGCUGGGGGGGCCCCCAAAUACCAGGGGUGCAGCAGGUUCCCCCAUCCCUUGAUUAAGUUAAUAAGCGGGUGCUCGCGCGCCGUCUGCCCAAAGGUUCAGAGCAUUGUGGGAAAUUAAAAUGGCAGCAGUCCAGUGCCUAUCAGAGUGCACCACCCACUGCUAGGGCUUGUCAAUUUAGGAGGUGGGCUCAUCCGAGAGCACUUUGUCAAAGGUCCCCUCAAACUUGGGAGAUGGUCCCAGUUAUGGACAGAAAAAAAGCCUGCUGGAUCAGGCCAAUGGCCCGUCUAGUCCAGCAUCCUGUUCUCACAGUUGCUUGUGGGAAACCAGCAAGCAGGAUUCGAACACA